Messenger RNA from Salvelinus sp. IW2-2015, 3137 nucleotides. RefSeq names its product cryptochrome circadian regulator 1b (gene cry1b). NCBI's taxonomy places the organism in Eukaryota, Metazoa, Chordata, Actinopteri, Salmoniformes, Salmonidae. Gene Ontology annotation, cellular component: cytoplasm; nucleus. The record is from RefSeq and is a predicted model, not a curated record. Gene Ontology annotation, molecular function: DNA binding; FAD binding. Gene Ontology annotation, biological process: circadian regulation of gene expression; negative regulation of DNA-templated transcription; entrainment of circadian clock by photoperiod.
UACAGAAACGUGAGCGAGCAAACGUUACAUAACUGGUGACAUUGACCAAUCAGAUUCGUUCAUUCUUAUCCGCGUAUCUCUUUGGGUGGAGUCGUUGUCAAAGAAAGUUAAUUUCAACAGGGAACAUUUUUUUUGAAUAUGGGAAUACAUUCAAGUGAUAGUGGAAGACAGUUUCAUUUCUCAUUAAAACGCUCUACCUACUGUACUUUAGUUCACUCGCUCGCGCUUACUGAACCAGCGCUCUUCUUCCUUAUCUGGAAAAUAGCUAGAUACGACAACGCAAUUAUAAAUUUUUCGAGCUUCUAGGCUAGUCAGGUCGAACAUCGUUUUUAACAGGUUAAUAAUUUUUUUUUUUUUAUAACAUUACAUUAUAAAACCAUCUAGGCGACAGAACCGAAACGUAGUUUGGGCAUGCAAGGGCUAUUGUUUUAGCUCCUACGCGUUUUGUUUUGACAUCAGCGCUAUAACCAACGGUUCGAGUCGUGGACAUAAGUAGAAGAGACAGCAGGUGAAAUGGUCGGCAACACGAUCCACUGGUUCAGGAAGGGACUGCGGCUCCACGACAACCCCUCUCUAAAGGAGUCUAUCCGGGGAGCGGACACCCUUCGCUAUGUUUACAUCCUAGACCCCUGGUUUGCAGGGUCCUCCAACGUGGGAAUCAGCAGGUGGAGGUUCUUACUCCAGUGUCUGGAGGACCUAGACGCCAGCCUCCGCAAGCUCCACUCCCGUCUGUUUGUCAUCCGGGGCCAGCCUACUGAUGUCUUCCCCAGGCUGUUCAAGGAAUGGCAGAUUAGCCGGCUGUCUUACGAGUACGACUCUGAGCCCUUCGGCAAGGAGCGUGAUGCCGCCAUCCAGAAGCUGGCCAGCGAGGCCGGGGUGGAAGUCACGGUCAAAGUCUCCCACACGCUCUACGCCUGGACAAGUGAGAUCAUUGAGCUGAACGGAGGCCAGUCCCCUCUCACCUACAAGCGUUUCCAGGUGCUCAUAAGUCACAUGGAUGCCGUGGAGAUGCCCGCCGAGACCAUCACCGCUGAGGUCAUGCGGAAGUGUGCCACGCCCAUCAGUGAUGACCACGACGACAAGUUUGGCGUGCCCUCCCUGGAGGAGCUUGGCUUUGAGACAGAAGGCCUGGCUACAGCAGUAUGGCCAGGGGGAGAGACGGAGGCCCUCACUCGCCUGGAGAGGCACUUGGAGAGAAAGGCGUGGGUGGCCAACUUUGAGCGUCCCCGGAUGAACGCCAACUCCCUGCUGGCCAGCCCCACGGGCCUCAGCCCCUACCUCCGCUUCGGCUGCCUCUCCUGUCGCCUCUUCUACUUCAAACUCACUGACCUCUAUAGGAAGGUUAAGAAAAACAGCUCUCCGCCCCUCUCACUUUAUGGCCAGCUGUUGUGGCGUGAGUUCUUCUACACUACGGCCACCAACAAUCCCUGCUUCGACAAGAUGGAGGGCAACCCUGUGUGCGUGCAGAUUCCCUGGGACCGCAACCCGGAGGCGCUGGCCAAGUGGGCCGAGGGGAGGACAGGGUUCCCCUGGAUCGACGCCAUCAUGACCCAGUUGAGGCAGGAGGGCUGGAUCCACCACCUGGCUAGACACGCUGUGGCCUGCUUCCUGACCCGGGGAGACCUGUGGAUCAGCUGGGAGGAGGGCAUGAAGGUAUUUGAGGAGCUGCUGCUGGAUGCAGACUGGAGUGUGAAUGCAGGCAGCUGGAUGUGGCUCUCCUGCAGCUCCUUCUUCCAGCAGUUCUUCCACUGUUACUGCCCCGUGGGCUUUGGCAGGAGGACAGACCCCAACGGAGACUACAUACGGCGCUAUCUUCCCAUACUAAAGGGCUUCCCGGCCAAGUACAUCUACGACCCCUGGAACGCACCCGAGAGCGUGCAGAAGGCGGCCAAGUGCGUGAUCGGUGUGCACUACCCCAAACCCAUGGUGCACCACGCUGAGGCCAGCCGCCUCAACGUGGAGAGGAUGAAGCAGAUCUACCAACAGCUCUCCUGCUACCGCGGCCUGGGGCUGCUCGCGACAGUGCCUGCCAAUCCUAAUAACAGUGGACACGGUGCAGGGGUCAUGACGGGUCCAAUGCCAGGGCCCUCCACUGAAGAAAUCCAGAAUGAGGGAGCCGCUCAAGCAGGCAGAGGACAGGUCGUUGUGAAGCGUCGCAAUGAGGACCUCACACCGGGCUGUAGCAACAAGGCCCGGAGGCAGACCAGCAACUAGUGCCUGAAGAGGAGAAGAAAGAGGGGAUUCCAGCCACUCUGCUCUCCAGCAGAAUUGACCAGCGCCUCAACGUUGCGUUCUCCUUCUCUGACUCGUCAACUCUACAGAAGCACAUCUACCUCAGUUAUGUGAGCAGCAGCAGGAAUGGAGGAGGAGAGAAGGCUGUAAGCAUUCCACAAACUUUGCCAGCUUUCUGUGAAGUCAGCCGGCUAAAUGGAACAUCCGACCACAUGAUGCCCAGAGAACUAAUGGUUUGUGACCUUCUGUCUCUGUGGAGAAUCUCAAACCCACAGCUCAAAUCACAAGUCCACAGUGACACUGUCCCCAGUGUUACUAGAGGGAGGUAAUGGUGUCUCACAAGAUGACUCUCUUUAACAUGCACACCACCAAACUGUCUUGAUAAGAAGUGUUGGCAUCACUAUAAUUAAUACAAAGAACAUGGAUGCACAAGUUAUAUUUGCUGAAAGAACAUUGGGUGGUGGCUGUGUUUGAGCCUGAGGUCAUGCUAUGUGCAGUAUAAUAUACAGUCUUAGCCAUUGGGAAUGGCAUCAGCCUCAAGCUGAUAACACGAUUACCCAACCUGGAAUUGUCAGGUCAAAUGACCCUAGUUAUUCUAUGGGGUAUAAUGCCGCCUUCAAGUGCUGUCGGAUAUUCAGAAAUCAAAGGUUCUGAGGAGCAUUUAAAGGCAGCAGAAGUGCAUAAUACAUUUUGUAAACUAAUUUCUUUAUUACCCUUUUGUAAAUGUUUUAAGGGAAUUAUAUAACCCUUUCUGUAUAUAAGUGUGUGUGUGAAUGAUUCAACUCAGUUUGUACAGUAAUAAUUUGAUAUAGCAUGUUUUUGUUUUCUUUUUCUUGUAACCCAAUUGUUAUUUGUGUGUGAAGACUGACAAAUUGACUGUUCUUUAUGUAUCUGUAGUAAAAGGU